Molecule: messenger RNA, 520 nt
Organism: Pollicipes pollicipes
Lineage: Eukaryota; Metazoa; Arthropoda; Thecostraca; Pollicipedomorpha; Pollicipedidae
Source: RefSeq, a predicted model, not a curated record
AUGCUGGCCAGUCGUGUCCCGAGUCCACGAGAAGCUGCGAGCUGCCGGCGGUUCCCGCCUCACCCGGAGGCCCGCGGCAGAGCAGCCAUUCCGAGUCAGACGCCCACGACGAGCUCCUGAAGAGCGGCCGGCCGCCAGCCUACUCGUCCCCGGACCUGGGCAUCGAGUCCGACUGCCAGCAGUGCUCGUCCCACACCUCCGGCACCGUGCGGUCUCAGCCAACGGAUGCAGAGCUGACCCCACUGCCGUCGGAGGGCGAGACGGCGCACGCCGCCGCCGCCGACCCCGUGCCCUCGCAGCUGGCGGCGACGCGGGCCGCGCUGCAGCAGACGCUGGCGCGGCUGGGUCGCGCCGAGCGGGCCAAGGCGGCCGUCGAGAGCGCCGUUAGCCGGCAGCUGGGCCGCACGCAGCAGCUGCUGGGCCGGGCGCGCGGCAGUCUGGCACAGCGGCCGGCGGAGGGUCGCGCUCACACCGCCCUCUGACCAGCCGGCAGACGCGGCGCGUGGACCCGGCUGUGAUG